AUGCAAAAUAAAAAUUAUUUAAGUGAGUUAAAUACAAAUAAGGAGAUCGUAAUUUAAGCAAAAUAGAUAUAUUACAAUUGUUAAUAAGUGAUGUCAUACAAAAAGACAACAAUAAAUCUUAAAUUAUCCGAUUAAGGUGAAGUAUUACAUUUAAAAGAUGGGGAAAUUCUAAAAAGGUUAAUAUUAAUUAAUAAAAAUAGAGAAGUAAUAUCAAAUUAAAAUGAAAUGGAGACGAUUCUUAACUUAGAAUAAUUGAAGCAUUUAAGAUGGGAAGGAUAAUAUGGAAAACAAAAUUAAAAAAUUGGUAAAUGGACUCCAGUGUGGAAUGAAAAUGUAUUAGAAGCAGGAGGCAAUUAUAAUGAUUUUGGAUAAAAGGAAGGAAUAUGGGUUGAUUUGCAUGAAAACUACUGGGAGUAUUUGAUAGUUAUAUUAUUAUUAUUUUAGGGGAUAAUAAAUUACAUAUAGAGGUGAAUAUCAGAUUGGAAAAAAAGUAGGAAAUUGGAAAAUUGAAAUAAAAUCGAUGAUGUCAGACCCUAAAAUUAUGUAUAGAUCUUAUUUAAUUUUAAUUAAUAGCGGUGGAGGUCAAUACAAAGAGAAUACAGGGGAAAAAAUAGGAAUGUGGAAAGAAUUGAAUGAAGAUUUUGAUUAGUAAAAAGCUUUGUAUAUUUUUUACAUCUAGAUGCUCAUAAAUUGUUUAAGCUGGAGAAUAUAGAAAUGGAAAAAAAAUUGGGUAAUGGACAAUCAUGAAUUUGGAUAAUGAUAAGACUAUGUAAAAUCUAAAUUUAUAUUAGUGGGGGAGGUAAUUAUGAUGAAGAAAAUGGUUUCAAAAUCGGAAAUUGGAUAGAACCACAUAAUAAAUUUAAUGAGGAAAGCUUUUGUGAAAUCAAAUUUGUUGGUUAAUACAAUAAUGGAAAAAAAAUUGGUAUAUGGGAGAUUUAGGUUGAAUCAGCAGGUAGAAAGAACUUAAAGAUUAUGUAUAUAAAUAUUUAGAUCUUAAAGUGCGUUAAAUAAUUAUGAUUAAGAAAGUGGUUAAGAGAUUGGAAAGUAAACUGAAUUAUUUGAAAAUUUCAGCAAGUAAUAUAGAAUAUUAUUUUAAUAAAGCUCAUGUUAAAUUAUAUAUCAUGGAGAAUAUAAGAAUGGAAAAAAAACUGGAUAUUGGUAGACGUUAUCAAUUGAUUCUAAUACAGAAAUGUAAAUUAAAAAUUUUUAAAUUAGUGGAGGUGGUAAAUACGAUGAAGAAACUGGGUUAAAAAAUGGAUAAUGGAUUGAGAUACAUGAAAACUUUGAUAGGUAUUAAAUUAACUUAUUGCUUUAACUUUUUUAAUUUAAAUAGACAUCUCCCAAUUGGUUAUUAUGGAUCAUAUAAGAAUGGUAUGAAAAUUGGAAAAUGGGUAACUAAAUACUUUGAAUUAAAUACAGUGAUGCAAUCUGAUCAGGAUAUAAUGUAAAUCAUUAAAUUUAAUUCAUUAGUGGAAGUGGUAAUUAUGAUGAAGAAAAUGGAUUAAAAAAUGGAGAUUGGUUGGAACUUGAUGAAAACUUUUGGAGGUAAAUAAUUAUAGUAAUGUCUUUUUAGGGGAUGUUAAGUUAAGUAUGUUGGAAAAUACAAAAAUGGGAAAAAAUACGGAUCUUGGGACACUUUACAUUAAAGAUAAAAAGAUGAAGUCAAGAUGUAAUAAACAAAAUUAUCUAAUAUUUAGUGGAGGAGGAAGUUAUGAUGAGGCAACAGGAUUAAAAACUGGCGUAUGGGUUGAACUAUAUGAGCAUUUUUACAGGUUAAAUUUUUUUUUAUUUCAAAAAGAAAUAUUCCGAUUGUGUUUAGAGGAGAGUAUAAAAAUGGUGUGAAAUAGGAACCUUUUAAUUAGGAGGAUUUGAAUUUCAUAUGA
This is a messenger RNA of Paramecium primaurelia, 1883 nucleotides long. NCBI's taxonomy places the organism in Eukaryota, Ciliophora, Oligohymenophorea, Peniculida, Parameciidae. The record is from the annotation of a GenBank genome assembly.